UCCAGGCUGGCGGGAAGAGAGGGAGACGCAUGGCCCCGGGGAGGGUGGGGGGAGAAAAGGGUGGAAGGCGGGAGGACUCUUCUGAUGCCGAAGCCCCCCCCCUCCCGGAAGGCGGGAGAAGCCUCUCUUCUCCCGGGAAGGGGCCGAGGAGGAAAGACUGGGGUCUGCAUCCCCCCACCGCCCCAGCCAAGGCGCGUCUCCUUCGCGUUAGUUACUGGGUGUGUCGGGGCUGACUUGUCUGUUCCAGCCGCUGCCCCGUCCCUCCUGCGGCGCCUCGCUUAAUGCCGGGGCGUUUGGGACCCCUGCGGUCAUUUUAGAAGACGGGUUGUUGGAGGAGGGAUGGCUGAUUAUACAAAUGCACAACAGCCUGAAGAAUUAUUACCAUGUCGGAUUUGUGGAAGGACUUUUUUUCCACCUGCAUUAAAAAAGCAUACUCCCAUUUGCCAAAAAACUGCUGCUAAAAAAAGGAAAACAUUUGACUCUAGCAGACAGAGAGCGGAGGGAACUGAUAUUUCCACAGUAAAGCCUAUAAAACCACGGCCAGAACCUCCAAAGAAACCAUCAAGCUGGAGACGAAAGCAUGAGGAGCUUAUAGCAGCUAUAAGAGCAGCCAAAGGAGUAGAUCAGGUUCUUAAAGAAGGUGGAAAAUUGCCACCACCACCACCUCCUUCUUAUGAUCCUGAUUAUAUUCAGUGCCCAUACUGCCAGAGGCGAUUUAAUGAAAGUGCAGCUGAUCGACAUAUCAAUUUCUGCAAAGAACAGGCAGCACGUAUUUCUAAUAAAGGGAAAGUGGUUAGUGAAGUUAAAGGGAAGCUUCCUGCUCGAACACAGUACAAGACACCAACAGUAAAGAAGAUACCUUCUUCAGGGCUAACACCACCAGCCUUAUCACGUUUACCACAACCAAGUUCCUCUGCAAAUAAAACACUGUCUCCAGGUGGACAAUUGGGAAACAAAAUCCAGAGUUCUCCAGUUCAUAAAAACGUAAUGAAAGCAAGUCCACAAAUAGGGGGGCCCACAAAACCACGGACGGGAGCAUCUACUAAUAUGACACGAAGCACCGGUCCGAGUAUGAUGGCAAACAAAAGAAAAGCAUUUGGUACUGAAACUUAUUCAGCCAGAGCUGGAUUCGACAGUGGAGACUGUUCAUCUAUCAAUGGAGGAAGUUCAAAAAGCAGUGAAGGAAAUUCUCUUGCACAGUUACCAAAAUUCUGUUAUGAAUGUGGUACCAAAUAUCCAAUCGAAUCUGCAAAAUACUGUUGUGAAUGUGGUGUUCGAAGAAUGAUUUUGUGAAUACACCUGUAAUGUAAAAUGAGAGGUAGAUUUCUUGCUAAGGCUGUAUAAAAAUCUCUGCUACAUUUUUCCACCGGGAUUUGUGCCAACGCACCAUACUAAUGUUCUGGGCAAUUAUUAUUUUUUGUGAAAUAAUAUAUAUAGAUAUAUAAAUACAAUGUAUAUAAAUGGUUAGAUACCUAAAACUGUGCCAUUCAAGAUGGUAUACUUGAGAUGUUGUUGGAGAAUAUUUAAUGGAGCAAAACUUUAAAUCAACCGCUAAGGUUUUUUGUAAUAUACUAUAUACUAUAUUAAUGUUCUUACUCAUUUGUAGUUUUUGCCCUGAAUCAUUUGGUCUAAAGAAUGUGUUCCAAUAGAAAAUAUGUUAUACAUGGAAAUAUUGAUUGAUAUUUGGUUGAUAACGUAGACAAUAGCUUGUUGGUUGACAGUCAUACAUUUUAUUAUUUGUCUAUGUUUAAUGUAAAUUAAAAUUACUAGUUUCACGUGUACUAUUAUAGUUAACUAGUUGGCAUUUUACCCCCUUUCUUGUUCCAAAAAGCUAUAACAAGUUUUUGUUCACAGAUAUUUUUUUAUGUGGAAAACUUCCCAUAUGUUUCAUAGAGAAAGAUUGAGAUGCUAAUAAAUUAAUUAAAUUAUGAAAUAUAAUUUAAUCAUGUUCUUAGGAUCAACUUCUUUUCCUUAAAAACAGGGCUGUGAUCAGUUUUAAAAGCUUAGCCAAUGUGGCCUAAGUUAAUUUCCCUCUUGAUUUACUAACAAAAAAAUCAUUGAAUAUUUUAUAAUAAUUAUGGCACGCUAGUUUCAGGAAAAUUAUGUCGUAAUCAUGAUUUUUCUUCUUCCUAUUACUUUGACUUGGGGGUGUCUUUACCAUUAUCAUUUCUUACAGUCCUCUAAAAUUAAAACAAAAAGAAUUAUAUUAAACUCAAACUACAUUAGUAUUAAGUUACAUUUUCUUUAGUAAGCCUCCUUUUCUACAGCAAUUUUUUAAGCACAAAAAACAUUUACUUAUGCCUUUUCCAAAAUUAAUUUUGUUUUUUUAAUUUAAUAUCUCAAUUUCUAAGUCUUUACUUUUCUAAGUUUAGUAAUAGUUUAAGUGAAACAAGUCAAUUUGCAAUUUUUGACCUGAAUGAUGUAGGAUUUAUUUUUAAUGCUAUCUUCAUUUUAGUCAAAACCUGCUUGCUACGGCAGAUGAUAAUUAAUGCAUUUGAACAAGAUUUGUCCCCAUUUUUCAGUAUAUUGGCCAAUGGCAAACUAAUUUUUAACUAAUUGGUAUAGAAUUGUAUUUGUGUGUUAGAAUUCUCUUUAAAAAGCAUUCAUAAAUGUAGUAUUCCAGUUUUGUAUCGUUACCUAAUUUUAUGUGCAUUAGUGAGAAUCAAUCUUUAAUACAGUAUCUUAAUGUAGAUUAGCAUUUUUUUUAAUUUAAAAUACACUGGUAUGGGGGAAC
This is a messenger RNA of Thamnophis elegans (Western terrestrial garter snake), 2734 nucleotides long. RefSeq names its product zinc finger C2HC-type containing 1A (gene ZC2HC1A). The record is from RefSeq and is a predicted model, not a curated record. Lineage: Eukaryota; Metazoa; Chordata; Lepidosauria; Squamata; Natricidae. Bases 340 to 1293 code for a protein of 317 amino acids. The transcript is spliced from 9 exons.